AUGGCUUUAGUAGAGAAUCAUAAGCCAAAUGAUAGUCUUCAAUCUGAUGAUGAUGAUGAUGAUGAAAAUAUAAUUUACGUCAUAGAUAUAAGUAAUGGUUCAUUUCCUGAACAAAUGCCUAAUCGUAUUGAAAGUGGUGAUACAAUUGAAUUUAAAACUAAUCAAACAGAUGAAUAUGAUAUAUUUCAAGUUUAUAAAGAUGAAGAUAAUUAUUAUAGAGUAAAUAAUGGUUUUGAAUUAUUAAAUAUAAAAAAUAAUACAACAAAAAAUAAUAGACGUAUUUUACUUUCAUUAAAUCUUCAUCAAUCAAAAAUUGAAUUAUAUUUUUGUAUAAUUCCAUCAUCACAACGUGAAAUUAUUUUAAAAUCACGAAAAUGUUUAAAUGAAAAUUGUGAAAAGAAUUGUCUUAUAAUUCAUAAAAAUGAAAUAAAAUUUUCUUUAAGUGAUAAUAAAGAAAGUCAAAAAUUAAUUUUACAUAAAGGUGAUACUAUUAAACUUGAUUGGAUAUCAAAACGUGGUAAUGGUUAUCGUAUAGAAGAAAAAAAAUUUUGUCCUAUAUCUGGUGGUCUUUAUAAAGUUGAACAAACAUCAGAAAUAAUAACAAAUCGUACUCAAUCAAAAGGAAAUUUUACUAAAACAUUUAAUGAAUUUGGUACAUCAUUUUUAUUUCGUUUAACUGAAACAAAUCAAAUUCAUGAUAUAAUUGUAUGUAUUAUUAAAGAUAAUUAUCAUAUAAAACAUAUUGAAAUAACUGAUAUAAAUAUUCAACCAAAUGUUAUUUCAAUUGAACAAAAUGAUUCAAUUAUAUUUGAAUGGAAUACAAUAGAAAAACAAACUAUUGUACAAAUUGAACCUUUUAUUAUUGAUCAAACAAAUCAACAAUCUAUUGAAUUAAAAACAGAAGGAAAACAUUUCUUUUGGCCAAAUGAACCAUCAUGUCGUGGUUAUAUGAUUCAUAAAUUUCAUGAAACAGGUAUUUUUUGUUUUAAAACAGCAAAUAAUCAAAUAGGAACAAUUAUUGUUGAACCAAAAAUUACUAUUCAUUCAUUUCCAAUAUUUGGUGAUCAAUUAAUUUUAAAAAUGAAAACAACUGAUUUAAUUCAAUUUGAAUGGAAAAUGACAGAUUCACAAGAUGAACCAAUAUUAAUUACUAUUGAUGCUAAUUCAUCUGUUGUACCAGAUACUACUGGUGGUCUUACAGGAAUAUUUGAUUGUUCUAUACAUAAAUGUGUCAAAGUUGAACCAUUUUUUCGUCAUCAUUUUCAUACAUGUGAAGCAUUUAUUUUCAAUAUUCCACAACAUGGUCUUUACAAUUUUUCUUAUUCUGAUAAUCGUGAUGACGUUGUUUUAAGUGUUAUCGUUCAAAAAAAAUCAUCGUGUUACGUCUAA
Rotaria sordida is the source of this 1389-nucleotide messenger RNA. Lineage: Eukaryota; Metazoa; Rotifera; Eurotatoria; Philodinida; Philodinidae. The record is from the annotation of a GenBank genome assembly.